Messenger RNA from Botrytis byssoidea, 903 nucleotides. RefSeq lists its product as uncharacterized. Bases 1 to 903 code for a protein of 300 amino acids. Lineage: Eukaryota; Fungi; Ascomycota; Leotiomycetes; Helotiales; Sclerotiniaceae. The record is from RefSeq and is a predicted model, not a curated record. The transcript is spliced from 2 exons.
AUGGCCUCAAAAACUCAUGCGGAAAGCAGUGAGGAACAUCGUUCUACCAUCGUUGCUUACGAAAAUAAUGUAGAUAAAUCCUACGAUUGUCCUUUAUGUCUUGGAUCAGGACGCAUUCCCCACAGAAUGAACGACACUGCAGAAAGGUCCAUCGCCUCAGUUGACGGACAACAAUCUGGACAGAGAAGAAGUGAAGUUAGAGCGAUUGAAAUUUUGUGGGCCAGACUGGACGACGAGAAGAAACGCGAGUUUGAACACAAGCGUGAGGAUGAGAAGAGAGAAACUAUAGACGCAAUCAGUGCACUUGCGCAAAGCAUCAUAACUGAAAGUAAAGGGCUUGGAGAUGCAAAAGAGAGACGUGAGGCUAAAAUAAAGAAAUACGUUCGAGUUACCGCUAGUGAAGACAGCGAACUGAAAGAUGAAAGAAAAAGGGCUUCGAAAGAAAUCAACAAAAGUAUGGAUGUGGCUACUUUGAAAGAGAAUGAUGAUCAUAAACAAAAAAAACUCUCGGAUAGAAUGAAAGAAGUCGAAGAGAAUGCUGCUGAAUUGCAAAGGAUCCGGGACGAAGAUCAAGGACUCGAGGAGAGGAUGAAUCAAAUCAUGGAGACUGACGGUGCUGAAAGUUUAGAAGAACUCGAAAUCAUGAACAAGUUUUAUGAGCACCAAAUCAACAGACUUCAGAAGAUGAAUAGAAGAUACAGAGAGAGAAAAGAACUUGGGGAGAGGAUGGACAGAGCUGUUGAUAUUGAUGCUGAAGGUGGAAAACAGCCGAAAGACUUACAGAAAUCAAAUGAUCACAGGAUCGAAGAACUUGGAGAUGGGGAAAGCAAUUAUAUGGAUCCGGUGGAAAGCCUUGCGGAUAGCAAGAAAGAAACCGAGGAUGAAAAGAAGGAGAAAAACUAA